AUAACUUUUCAGUUUAUGAUAUGUAUGAUCAAGAUCGUACAAAUUUAUGUAAACCUGUUAUGGCUUACGUUGCAAAUUUUUUACUACAUAUGCCAAAGCGUAUACCACCAUUGCUUCGGAUUACAUGAAAAGGAAGUGGCUGGUGAGAUUGUUUUGAUAACAGGUGCAGGUCACGGUAUAGGAAAGGAGUUGGCGAUUCAAUAUGCGUCUUUGGGCGCGAAAGUGGUAUGCUUAGAUGUGAAUAAACAUACAAACGAGGAAACGGCCAACCAAAUUGGAAAAAAUGCAUACGCUUAUCGAUGUGAUGUAACUAAAAGAGAAGAGAUUUUUGCACUAGCUAAAAAAGUGAAGGAAGAAGUCGGCGAUGUCACAAUUUUAGUUAACAAUGCUGGUAUAAUGCCAUGUCGUACUUUUCUAGAUUAUACAGCCGAUGAAAUCGAACAAAUCUUCAACGUUAAUGUGCUAGCCCACUUUUGGAUGUUGCAGGCAUUUUUACCGAUUAUGAUAGAAAAAAAUUAUGGUCACGUCGUUGCACUCUCAUCAAUAGCAGGCAUCGCAGGACUUCCCAACUUAAUUCCUUAUUCCGCUUCAAAGCAUGCAGUCCAA
This is a messenger RNA of Temnothorax curvispinosus, 606 nucleotides long. RefSeq names its product epidermal retinol dehydrogenase 2-like. The record is from RefSeq and is a predicted model, not a curated record. The transcript is spliced from 4 exons. Gene Ontology annotation, molecular function: oxidoreductase activity, acting on the CH-OH group of donors, NAD or NADP as acceptor. The annotation marks the transcript as partial. Gene Ontology annotation, cellular component: lipid droplet. Lineage: Eukaryota; Metazoa; Arthropoda; Insecta; Hymenoptera; Formicidae.